Messenger RNA from Laccaria bicolor S238N-H82, 462 nucleotides. RefSeq lists its product as uncharacterized. The coding region runs from base 1 to 462 and encodes 153 amino acids. The transcript is spliced from 3 exons. Gene Ontology annotation, cellular component: U4/U6 x U5 tri-snRNP complex. Lineage: Eukaryota; Fungi; Basidiomycota; Agaricomycetes; Agaricales; Hydnangiaceae. Gene Ontology annotation, biological process: mRNA splicing, via spliceosome. The record is from RefSeq and is a predicted model, not a curated record.
AUGGGCAGGGAGCCACCAGAUUCGAUGGCAUGCCUUGAGAAAGAGGUAGUCGAUUGUUCUGUUUCAAUCCAAUAUGUGGCCUUCGCGAAUCAACAAAGGCAGGAGGCACAGCUUGAGGCAUUGAAGCAGUGUAUUGCUGAGAGUGCACGUAAGGCUGGGUUGGAUGGCAACAUGGGUAUUGAGAAGACGAUCAAGCAUGCUGCACCACCUGACGCUGAGUGGUUGGAUGCAGCAUUGCUCCCAACCAAGAGCUAUGAUGAUAUUGAGAUGUUUGUUUUCGAGCAACUCAAUAUUAGGACAUCAGAUUCUCCUAUCACAAUAUACAUCCAGCAUCCUAUUCCCAUCCCUGCUCCUGGGGAGAAGAACAAGAUAGCAUUGAAGCCUAUGAUGUUGACUAAGAAGGAACAAAAGAAGAUGAGGAAAUUGAGGAGGAAGGAGGCAUUGCAAGAUAAGAGAGAUUGA